AUGAGCAAACGGCCCCCAAAUGAGCUUGAAAGUAGGCUUCACCAGGCGGCGCUUAGCUCCUCAAAGAAGGAAAUAACCGCAAAACAAGCAGAGUCCAUCAUUUCCGAUCCCAGUGCCAGGCAAGAUGCACUCAAUUUCUUGCUCGGAGUUGGGCUGUUCAAGUCUCUGAAGGAUCCGAAGGGGCAUAUAUUGUUCAGGGCGGUGACGAAGAACGAGCUAGUCGCCACGAAAGACCUGACGGGUGAAGAGAACCUCGUUCUAAGUCACAUCAAGAUUGCAGCGACCGAAGGGAUCUGGACGAAACACCUGAAAGCCAAGACGAACCUGCACCAAACCGUCAUCGAUCGAUGCUUAAAAACUCUAGUGCAAAAGCGCCUCAUCAAGCGCGUGCCUUCUGUACAACACCCAACCCGCAAGAUCUACAUGCUCGAAGGCCUUGAACCUUCCAUUGCUCUGACGGGCGGACCUUGGUACACUGAUAACGAGCUCGACACGGAGUUUAUUCAAAACCUCACGGAGGCAUGUUUUAAGUUUAUUAGCGAUCUGAGCUUCCCCAAACGGAAGGAAGGCGCGCCCGGAGCGCUUUAUCCCAUCUCCAACGCACCACAAUACCCUACCGCCCAGCACAUCAGAAACUCUCUCCGGAAAGCGCAGCUGACAGAGACCGACCUCACAGUCGAACACGUGGAGAUGCUUUUGAAUGUGCUGGUUCUAGACGGAAAGAUAGAAAAGCUUCCAGCGUUCGGCAGCGCCCUUUGGGAUUCAUCCGCAAUUGGGGAUGAAGAUUCGGACGACGAUCGGAGGAGUCAGAAAAAGCGAAAACAUCAAUCGGACGAUGAAGACGACAAGAGGAAGAAGCGGAAGCGGAAGAAGCAUGUCAUUAGCAGCAACGACGACGAGAGCAGCGCGUCUGACUCUGGUUCGCGGAAGAAGCACAGACGAAAGCGCGCCAAGGACGAUUCCGACUCUGAUGACUGCGAUUCGGAUGAAGAGGUGAAGAAGAAGAAAAAGAAAAAUAAGAAGAGGCGUGACUCGUCCAGCGAGGAUGACAGCUCAGACGACGACCACAAGAAGAAAAAGAAGAAGAAAAAAGUCAAGCAAGAGUCAUCCGACGAGGAAUCCGACCGUCCUCGAAAACGGGGGAAAUCCUCCAAGCGCUCUUCUUCUCCCGCAGCCGCAUUUGACGAAUACGAUACCAGCUCCGGUGGCACCGUCUACCGUGCCAUCAAAGCAGAAACGAUAUUCCUCGGAUGGUCCGAGACACCAUGUGCGCUAUGCCCCUCGUUUGAAUUCUGUAAAGACGGUGGGCCUGUGAAUCCGAGGGAGUGUGUGUAUUAUGGUGAUUGGCUUACGGGUGGAACGGUAGCUGGUGUAGAGGAUAUGAUAUAA
Laccaria bicolor S238N-H82 is the source of this 1389-nucleotide messenger RNA. RefSeq lists its product as uncharacterized. The transcript is spliced from 6 exons. Gene Ontology annotation, cellular component: RNA polymerase III complex. Gene Ontology annotation, biological process: transcription by RNA polymerase III. The record is from RefSeq and is a predicted model, not a curated record. NCBI's taxonomy places the organism in Eukaryota, Fungi, Basidiomycota, Agaricomycetes, Agaricales, Hydnangiaceae. The coding region runs from base 1 to 1389 and encodes 462 amino acids.